This is a messenger RNA of Tilletiaria anomala UBC 951, 3804 nucleotides long. RefSeq lists its product as uncharacterized. Gene Ontology annotation, molecular function: potassium:chloride symporter activity. Gene Ontology annotation, biological process: potassium ion import across plasma membrane; cell volume homeostasis; chloride ion homeostasis. The transcript has 3 exons. Gene Ontology annotation, cellular component: membrane. NCBI's taxonomy places the organism in Eukaryota, Fungi, Basidiomycota, Exobasidiomycetes, Georgefischeriales, Tilletiariaceae. The record is from RefSeq and is a predicted model, not a curated record. Bases 1 to 3804 code for a protein of 1267 amino acids.
AUGCCCCGACCAGCAGGAAGCGACCGCAAGAGAACCAAGGGUGUCGCAUUCGAUGAGGAAGCUCUCUCGGGAACCGAAGACUUUCGUCGAGGCCACGGCAGAAACCAAAGGCUCGGCCACGUUACUCGGUCCAACUCCGGCUUUGCUGGCCUCGAGCAGCAGCUGGCCGAGGGAGGGUUAGGAACACCGCAUACAACUAUCCCCAAGCAACGCGUUCCAGGCAUGAUCUCACCUGCCGAGGUUGCUCCUCGCAAGCUUGGGACGUGGGAUGGGGUCUUCAUUCCUGUCAGCCUGAAUAUUCUCGGCAUUAUCCUCUUCUUGCGCUUUGGGUUCAUCCUGGGCCAAGUCGGGCUGCUGGGCGCGCUACUACUUCUCUUCCUCAGCUACGCUAUCGACACAUUCACAGCAAUGUCGCUAAACGCGAUUAGCACCAAUGGUCAGGUACGCGGCGGCGGAGCGUACUAUCUCAUCUCGCGCUCUCUCGGACCCGAAUUUGGCGGCAGCAUUGGUCUAAUUUUCUUUGCAGGCCAGGCACUCAAUGCCGCAAUGAACGUCCUCGGGUUUGUCGAGAGUCUGACGGAUGCGUAUGGCGAGAAGAGCUCAGAAGGAGGUCUUCUUCCUGAAGGCCCAUGUUGGCUUUUCUUUUACGGCAGCAUUGUCCUCCUCCUCAGCACGAUCGUAUGCCUCGUCGGCUCAAAGCUUUUCGCACGAGCGACGCUCGCACUAGCCGCCGUACUCGCCAUUUCCAUUCUGAGCAUCCCCGUUUCCAGCAUUUUCGUCCACCCGUUCAGCGACGAGGAUCGCGGGGCCUACUUUACCGGAUGGUCGCUUCACACAUUCCGCGAGAAUCUUUUCCCACAUUUCACCUCGGGUGCCGCUGGCUCCUCAACUGGCGAUCAGGUAGAGACCUGGCAAAGCGUGUUUGGAGUCCUCUUCCCCGCCGUCACGGGUAUCCUUGCAGGCGCCAGCAUGUCCGGUGAUUUGCGCAAGCCGAGCAAAUCGAUUCCCAAAGGAACCAAUUGGUCCUUAAUCUUUACGUUUGGGAUCUACAUUGGGGCUUUUUUUAUCUUUGCAGGCACCGUUGCGCGCGAGAGCUUCUACUUGGACGUGGGCAUCGUCAGCGACAUUGCGCUCAGUCCACAGCUAAUCACAUUUGGUGAGCUAGCUUCAACUGCUUUUUCAGCAUUGAUGGGCGUCAUGGCAUGUGCCAAGGUUCUUCAGGCGAUCGGUCGCGACGACUUGCUACCGGUGCUUGACGUUAUGGCGCAAGGAACGGAGAUCAGCGACACGCCAACGUUCGCGAUUCUCUUCACGUAUGGACUGUGUCAGAUCAUCCUUCUCGUCGACUCGGUCAACGUCUUGGCCCAGCUCGUCACUAUGACCACCCUCCUCACCUUCGGGACUCUGUCAUUCGCCACUGCAGCGCUGAAAGCUGGCGGCGCUCCUUCGUUCCGUCCUUCGUUUCGCUACUGGAACAUAUGGACUGCGCUUGCGGGAACAGCGUCAUGCUUUGGCGCUAUGUUCUUCACCGACUCGGCCGCAGCAGCAGCGUGCAUUGUCUGCGCCAUCUUUCUUUUCACCGCCAUCCACGUCUGUUCUCCUCCCAAACCUUGGGGUGAUGUCACUCGCAACUUGCACUACUACAUUGUACGCAAGUAUCUCCUUCGCAUCGACGAGAGGAAAGGCCACGUAAAGUACUGGCGGCCGCAAGUGCUGCUGCUUGCAAACAACCCGCGCACAGAGUGGAACCUCAUCAUAUUUUGCAACUCACUCAAAAAAGGCGCGCUCUACGUCCUUGGUCACGUGCUAAAGGGAGAAUUUGCAGAGUGCCUGCCAGAACUCAAAAAGCAAAAUAUUGCUUGGCUGAAGCUGGUCGAUGUCACCGGCAUCAAGAGCUUUGUAGAUGUUAUCAUUGCGCCAGACGAAAGGCAAGGCGCUCGCAACCUGAUCCUCUCUUGUGGACUUGGAGGCAUGCGACCGAACAUUGUGGUCAUGGGUUUCCCCACCCAUAUGCAGUUCCCGGCACGACUCGAUGUCAGCAGCAAGUCCAAGGACACGGACGAGAGCCACUUGACCGUCCCAGACGUAUUAUCAUCCAUGGAGGCGAAUGCACCGCAUCAAACGAUCAAUGUCCACGUUCUCCCGACGGAUUCGGCGCGACGCGAGACGCCAAUCCGCCCGACGACAUAUGUUGGAAUCAUGGAGGACACACUUUCGCUGAGCAAGGGUCUGGCCAUCGCUUACAACUUCGCAAAUCUGUCAAUCCCAGACCCGCGGCAAAAGUCUGGCGAAAAUGAUCAAAGCCUGCGCUAUGUCGAUUUGUGGCCUGUUCAGAUCGCCAGUUCCGACAUGGAUCCAUCGCACGCUUGGGACACUUACACCAUGGUACUGCAGCUCGGCACGAUUCUGAGCUUGACCAGCACAUGGAAAUACCAUAAGGUCCGCGUGUCGGUCUUUGUCGAAGUGCCCGAAGACGUCGAAGAAGAGCGUCGUCGCGUUCACAGCUUGCUCGACAAUUUACGCAUUCCGGCUACGCUGCGGGUUUUCUGUCUGCGCACGUCGCAUUUGGAGACGUACGAUGCAGUCGUCAUGGGCAGGCAGCCGGUGAGCGAACGCGUUGAGUUCGCCCUAAAAGGCGACCCCUGGUGGGAAACACUCAAGGAGCUUCGCAGAGAGGAUGAGAGGCGAGCAAAAGCGGCCAAGCGCAUGUCAAAGACCGCGCCACAGCCAAUUGGGACUGCAUCGCCAGCGAUGGAAGCUUCCCCGAGUGGGACUAAACGGCGAUCGAAGCGAGAGCAAAAGAUCUUGGGGGUAAGUAUGCCACCCGAGCAUUUGGCGUACUUUAAGCGUAACAUCAAGAUUGGCCUGGCGCAUCCAAAGGCACGGCCGAGGCGAGACGAUGAGAGCGAUGCGGACGACUCAGAUGAAAGCGAUGACUCGGACCUAAGCGAUGAGCUCGCACAGCUGGUGGAUGACGAAUGGUUUGGGGCUGGUAGUAGCGGGCCUGGCCUUGGCCUCCGCCGCGCAGCCACUUUCAACACAGGCCAACGGCGAACUGGGCGCAAGACGCGCAGCUACUCGGUUGGGGGGUCACAUGGCUUGCCAGAUGAACCAGUCCGCAGGCCGCUACUCGACAGCCCAUCGUUACGGCAGAAUGGAGCUGAGUACGGCUCAAUGAGUGUCACCCCCACCCCAGCACGCCUCGGCCUUAUUCCCGGAAGCAUGGGGUCCACGUCAUCAGGGUCGACACUCAAGUCAACCCGCCCAGUGGGCAGUCGGACGGCAUCGCCGGAUCCCUAUCUCGCGCCCAGCGGCAGCUCCAGCGUCGCAUCCUCGCGUCGAUCGAGUUUCAGCGCGAUUACCGAGCCGGAGGAAGGCACGUUGAGACCGCGCGAUCGCGCCGCGUUUGUGCGUUCUCUCGGUGCAGAGAGCCAAGCCGCAGCCGACGAUAACCAAGGCUUUUUGAGCGACAUGCUUGCAAGAGACGGCAGACGCUCAUCACGCCCCAUCUUGCAUCAUUCACGGUCAUCCAUGGCGUCGAUCAAAACCCCUAAACCACCGCUCAUCGCAUUCAAUGAGCUGCCCAACAAAGCGCAGUAUCUCAUAUUAAACGAACUCAUCCGCAACAAUUCUUCAUCCUCCACGUCUGUUGUUCUCACUGCACUCCCGGCCCCCGACCCUGGCACUGCUGACGACGAGCAAAAGAGCUUUCGGUAUUUGAAGUCCCUGCACACACUUUUUUCUGGUGGCCCACCCGUACUCGGUGUGCACGCCAAGACCCUCACCAUGACAAUGUCACUUUAG